Monosiga brevicollis MX1 is the source of this 3689-nucleotide messenger RNA. RefSeq lists its product as uncharacterized. Gene Ontology annotation, cellular component: plasma membrane. Lineage: Eukaryota; Choanoflagellata; Craspedida; Salpingoecidae. The record is from RefSeq and is a predicted model, not a curated record. Bases 1 to 3489 code for a protein of 1162 amino acids. Gene Ontology annotation, molecular function: ATP binding; ATP hydrolysis activity; ABC-type transporter activity. The transcript has 17 exons.
AUGGCCGCCUUUGCCGAUGCCAUCUACGCCUGGCGUGACAUUAGUGUCGCUGCCGUCGGCGCUGAAAAGGCCAUCUUCAAAAACGUCUCGGGCUUUAUUCCUCGAGGUGGUAUGACCGCCGUUCUCGGCGUUUCCUCCACAGGCAAAUCAACCCUGCUCAAGAGCCUGGCUGGCCGCAAUGCCAAUGACGCUAAGAUUGACCGCGUCCUCGAUGCCAUCGGCCUCAGCCGCGUCAGCGACUCUGUCAUCGGUACCAUCCUUCGCCGGGGUCUCUCGGGCGGCCAGAAGCGCCGCGUUAGCUGUGCCGUCGAAAUUGUGGCUGAGCCUACCAUCUUGCUGAUCGAUGAGCCGACCAGUGGACUCGAUGCUAGCACGGCCUAUGCCCUCAUCGCCUAUCUGAAGCAGCUCGCUGCCACCAACCGCGACAUGGGCGUCAUGGUCACGCUGCAGCAACCCAACACCCGCCUCAUGGAACUCUUUGAUCGCGUCUGCGUCAUGGGCCACGGUGGUCAAGCCUACUUUGGCCCCCUCAAACCUGCCAAGGAGUACUUUGCCAAGCUUGGCUUCCCCUGCGACGAGGACGAAACUCCGACUGAUCACUACCUCCAGGUCACCGACCGGCCCAAGAGUGGCCCUGGUGGCUUUGACUUUAUCGCCAGCUUUCAGGCCAGCGAACACAACCGCGCACUGCAGUCGGUCAUCGACCAGAGCUUUGCCAACUCCAAGGAGAGUGAACAGCGACUUGCUUUCAAAACCUCCCAGUGGCGUCAAUUUGUUGCCCUGUUCCGUCGCAACAUCACCGUGGCUCGCCGUGAUGUGACCCUCUACUGGCUGCAACUCAUGCUCCAUGGCGGCUAUGGUUUCAUGGUCGGCGCUGUCUUCUUUUCCCUUGACCCAUUUGUGCUUGGCAACCGCCUCAACGACGUCUUCAAUGGCAUCACCUGGCUUGCAUUCAUCUCAACCUACAUUCACGUUUUCAAGACCAAUUACUUGGUCAGCACCAACGAGCGCUUCUACCAUGAGCACGCCAACCAUGCCUACGGUGUGCUGCCUUACUUCUUUGCCGAGUUCUUCUCCACCAUGAUUGGCACUUGCGCCUUCUUGCCCGGCAUUGCCAUUUGCUACUUUAUGAUGGGCUUGCCCUCGGAGGCUUUCGGAUUCAGUUUCCUCUCUUUUUAUAUGUCUGCCUCGCGGCCGAGGGGUCGUAUUUUCAGCACCGGCUCCCUGAUCCGCCCGGACAUUGUGCCAGAGGGUUGGCGUUGGGCACAAGAAGUGAGCUACUAUUACUGGGUCACUCGCGCUUCCUCCGUCGAUGUCAUGAAGCACAUUCAAUUCCGUUGUGCCGACGACAACUUUGCCAUGCUCACCGCCAACAACUCGUGCGCACUGCCCGUCCUCGGCCUUGACCUGUCCUGUGACAUUCCCACCGACAACGGAGAAUGCCGCGUCUCAGGCUCAAGUGUCCUGGACCAGUACAAGCACAUUGAUGGACCCGAUCCUUGGGAUUCCUUUGGUCGCCUGGUGGCCGUUGCCAUCGGAUUCCGCCUCAUCGUCCUCCUGGCCUACUAUUACCCUGUCCCCUACGUGGUGUCCGUUAUCAAGUCUUUCAUCGUCAAGCCCACGCCCAUCGCCGAUCUCCCGGCCCCCGAGCGCACCGAGCCGGCCUAUCACGAGGAAGGUGAAACGGCCCGCGAUCCCUCUGUCAUGGGCCGCCAGCUUGUCUGGCGCAACCUGACCCUCAGCCUGCCCAACGGCAAAAUUCUCAUUGACAACGUCAGCGGUGUGGCCCGCGGUGGCUAUUGCCUCGCCCUCAUGGGACCCUCAGGUGCCGGGAAAACGACGCUGCUCAAUGCCCUCUGUGGUCGCGCCACUUAUGCUAAGGUUCGCGGCGACGUCAAGUUUUCUGGACGCGCCAUCUCUCGUGAUGAUCUGGACUUUGUCGCCCAGUUUGAUGAGCUCUCUGAUGAAUUCACCAUCCGCGAGUCCGUCACCUACACGGGUCUCCUCAAGCGUCGCAAAGACGAGAGCGAGGAGGUGGUGAAGAAGCGCGUUGAUAAUUUGCUGCAAAUCCUGGACUUGACCUCUUGGGCAGAUCGCAAGCCUUCGGCCUUGACUGGUGGUCAGCGCAAGCGUGUCAGCAUUGCCAUUGGCCUCGUGGCCGAGGCCUCGAUUCUCUUCCUCGACGAGCCCACAACCGGUCUUGAUUCAGCUGCCGCAUACACGAUUGUCAAGUACAUCUCGCGUAUUGCCCGCCGCACUGGUGUCACGUGCAUCAUGACCAUCCAUCAGCCUUCCUCGGCUGUCUUCGCCUCUCUCGACGAUUUGUACCUCUUGCAAGAAGGCCGCUUGGCCUUUGCUGGUACCAUGACGGAUGCGGCCCGCCAUUUCAAGGGCAUUGGUUUCGAGCGUGACCCGGAUGAGAACCCCGCCGAUUUCUACUUGGAUCUGGUCAGCGAGGACCCCAAGACUCGCGCCGAUAAAAUGCAAAUCAAGCCUGCUUUUGCGUCUGAUGCCACUUGGACCGAUCUGUACAACAAGUCGCCUGUCCGCCAAGACCUUGAGGGCAUCGUUCGCAGUGCCAAGGGUCUGAUCAUUGGCAGUCUGUACUGGCGUACAGCACAUAGCGUGUCUCGCCUGACCGAGGUCACGGGUGCUCUCUUUAUGAACAUUUGGGUCGUGUUGUUCUCUGUGGUGGCCGGUGCCCCGACCUUUUGCGUCGAUCGCCGCGUCGUCCAGCAAGAUUAUGUCAAUGGCGCCUACCGCCUCAGCAGCUUUUGCGUGUCCCAGUUCAUCGCUUCCAUGCCCUACACUUUUAUCUGCGCCCUGGCCUACGAAAUUCCGCUCCACUUUAUGGCCGGCUUCAACGAUGCCUUUGAUGCCUUUGCCUACGCCGUCUUGACCGCCUUUGCGCUGAUGCUGCUGAUGGAGGCCAUUGUCCUGACGGUCGUGGAAGGUCUCAAAAACCCCAUGCUCUCUGUCUCGUUCUCCAUGAUCGUGCUGGGCCUGCUCUUCCUCUUCCCUGGGUUCUUCCUGCCUGUCGAUGACAUGCCGCCGGCCGUAUCUUGGGUGCCCUACAUCAUUCCCAGCACUUGGGGCACACGUGGUUCCAUGACCAAUGCUAUGCGUGGUCAAACUUAUGAGCUCAUUGAGCCCAUCAACGGCAUGACCUCGAUCGACGGCAACGACUUGUUGAUUGCGCUCUUCAAGUAUGAUGACGAUGUCAAGAUCUGGGAGGACUGGGUAGUUGUACUUGCAUGGGUCAUCUUCUGGCGCUUCGUCCAUUUCGGCAUGCUGUGGUUCACAAACCGUAACUUUGGCAAGAGCCAACAAACGGAAUCAAGCGAAGCAACCGCGACCCAGGCAACAGCUAUCAAGAUAUCGACUGACGUGGAGCUUGUAGACCAUGUGGUGGAUGCCGAUGAGUCUUUGGGCUCGUCGCAGUCGACGCAUCAAACGUCGGAGCACCACCUGCGCAUUGAUACCCUUUAAGUGCAGUGUUGUAGGUACACACUGUUUUCAAUCUUCCUUUGACAGCUGCUUUUCUUUCAGCUGCUUCCGGUCACUCAACGCAGAACUUUUUGCUGCUGUUGGUGCCACGUCUAGCCCGUCGGUUUGGCAGGCUGGACGGGGCAUACUUACGACCAUGGGCUGGGCCAGGCCCGCGAGUCAAGAUGCACCUGGCGUGUGUC